Agelaius phoeniceus (red-winged blackbird) is the source of this 1198-nucleotide messenger RNA. RefSeq names its product transmembrane protein 252 (gene TMEM252). The record is from RefSeq and is a predicted model, not a curated record. NCBI's taxonomy places the organism in Eukaryota, Metazoa, Chordata, Aves, Passeriformes, Icteridae.
AUGAGAAGUACAGCAGAGAGAGCCAGCAAACAAACAGCAGACAGGAACAAAGUGCUGUGUUUUCUGCGAAGGAUGCCUAAAGGUCUUUUUACUUUAAUUCGUCUUUUUAUGCUCUUACUCAGUUUCUCCACUAUUUGCCUGGGAGUACUUUGCAUGUCCAUGAAUUCCUCCAUGUGCAGAUGUGGGAACAACAAGCUAGUGUUUUAUUGCCUGUUAGCUUUGGGGCUCUGUCUCCUUGUUACUGCUAUUUUCUGGAGCACUUUCCAUGAAGUCCUGAAAUACAGGGCCCUUGGCAUCUUCAUUCAAAAUCCCAGCCACAGAGAACCACAUGUCUGCACCAUAGACAGGCCUGACUUCUAUCCUCCCUCUUAUGAAGACAGCAUAGAUCCUGAAAAACUGGUCUCCCCACUGUCAGUUGCCUCCACAAUAAAGCAGCAAGAAUUCAUCAAUAUUCCUCCACCUCCAUACAGUGAAAGCAGCGCAGAGUUUGUCAGUGUAACAAAUGAGCAGGAACAGCCACCACCAUACACAUUAUGUCUGGAGCAACAGCAAACAGCUGGCCAAGACCCAAACUCCGGAAGGGGGUUAAAUUCUCAUAGAUUCAUGCAAGAAAUCAGUUGCCAACAGGAUACAGAUUUCCAGAGGACCUCAGGAAGAGCAACACCUGUCAAAACAUGAGAGACUGGCAGCCAGUAAAAUCCUGCAUCUGCGAAGCAGGGAAAACUGGAAGAAGACUUGUCAGUGAUCCCUAAUAGUAACACUACUUCAGGUGAAAUUGCACAGAAAAAACAUUCAUCAUUUGUGACUUAGAGUGGAGUUGGAUGGGAUAUUUAAAAGUGCUCAGUAUUUCAAAUUAGAAUAAAUCUCCAGAGAGAUAGAAAUUCUCAGGCUGUGUCUAAUAGAAGUCACCAUCUCUGGCAAUAGGAGUUUCUUACACUGCAAGAUAAAUGAAGCAUCAUGGUGUUAUCAAUCUUGACUUGUACUUCAUAAGGAGUUUCAAAAGAAAGCUCUCAUUUUUGGUUUUGAGACAUUAACUGACUUGGGAAACCUAUUAACUUAGCUUUUGUUUGAGAUUUGCAGAUUAUUUGUUGCAACUGAUUAUUUUUGUAUUGUAUGCCUUUCAAGUUAUUUGUUUUAUGUGGGGGGUAAAAAGAACUGCUAUUUUACUAGUGAAUUCAUUAAUAAAUUUCGUAUUUAA